This is a messenger RNA of Octopus bimaculoides (California two-spot octopus), 4282 nucleotides long. RefSeq lists its product as uncharacterized. Lineage: Eukaryota; Metazoa; Mollusca; Cephalopoda; Octopoda; Octopodidae. Gene Ontology annotation, molecular function: zinc ion binding; RNA binding. The record is from RefSeq and is a predicted model, not a curated record.
GUUAUGAGAUAAUUCAGGAUUAAUUCAAAAUAUCAUCUUCAUCGUCAUUUAACAUCCAUUCUCCAUGUUGGCAUGGGUUGGACAGUUUGAGGGCUGGCAAGCCAGAAGGCUAUACCAGACUCCAAUCUGAUCUGGCAAAGUUUCUACAGCUGGAUGCCCUUCCUAACGCCAACUGCUCCAAAAUUUAAGCAGUAACACAACAAAAGGACAAAUGGAAAAUUCUCACAAAACGGGACAUUGAGAAUUCCUCAUCAGUCAUCGUCCAAAAAUCCUUACAAUUUCACGCCUUUAACGACAAUAUUGUUCGCUUUUGGUGGCGUCAGCAGCAAGAAGCUGCUGGGAAUAGCGAAUGAACAUUGGAGACGGUGACGAAAACAAACACGACACAAAUGUGAAUGUACAAACAAAAUAAAAUAAAUGUACGUAGGUGCUGGCCUAGAUGUGUGGUAAGAAGCUUGCUUACCAGCUACAUGGUACCAGGUUCAGUCUCACUGCGUGGCACCUUGGGCAAACGUCUUCUACUAUAGCCUCGGGUCGACCAAAGCCUUGUGAGUUGAUUUGGUAGAUGGAAACUGAAAGAAGCCCGUCGUAUACAUAUAUAUGUGUGUCUUUGUAUCUGUUUGUCUCCACAUCACCGCUUGACAACUGGUGUUGGUGUGUUUACGUCCCCAUAACUUAGCUGUUCAGCAAAAGACACCGAUAGAAUAAGUACUAAGCUUAAAAAAUAAGUCGUGGGGUGGAUUUGUUCGACUAAAAGCCUUCAAGGCGGUGCUCCAGCAUGGCUGCAGUCAAAUGGCUGAAACAUGUAUAAGAAUAUAGAAAAAAGAAAGAAGGACUGGAAACGAUGGAAAACCAGAACAAAAGAGGGGGGAAAACGAAUGGUAAAAGGAAACAUUGAAAGUAAGGAAGGCGAGACACACACAUAACUAAACACUGGGGUUUGACUGUUGUUUCAUUAAUGGAAUUACCCACUCAUAGAAUAUAACGUAAUCUUCAAGAAGUAUUAGCGAGACACUCUGGUAUAUAACAAAGGCGACCUAUUGAACCAGUAUUUCCUUGGGCGCAACUGUCCCUUUACGAGGUUAACGUAUCCUCUAAUAAAAUUUAAUAACUACACAUAUAUAUAUAUAUAUGUGUGUGUGUGUGUAGGAAGAGUGUUUCUUUGUGGGAUAUGAACUCCUGACGAUAUAUAUAUAAUGUAUUGAGCUGUGAUAGAAUAUUCAACAAAAAAAGUACUCCAUCUGGUGAGAGAUAAAUAUUAUUUAUUUAAAGGUCACAAUGGUGAUGCAAACAGGAAAAAACAGAACUCAAAUUAUGAGUAUUUGUAAGUAAAAGUGACUCAAGGGCCGAGAGUUUCAUGCGUUGUAAUUAUUGGGUUGUCCGGAAAGUUCGUGCCGAUUUGUAGUAGCUUACCUUUCCACUUACUUGCCAUGAAACCACCUCAAUUCUGUGAAAAGGGUAUUUUCAAGUUAAAGGAAAGAUGGAGACGCAUUGUGCAACAAAAUGGUUCAUAUUUGGUUGAUUAAAAAUGUAAUGGCAAGUAUUUAUUGACCUUUUUCUUUUCUUUAAAAAUAUCGGCACGAACUUUCCGGACAACCCAAUAGUUUGAGAAGUGCCAACGCAUGAAACUCUCAGCCCUAGAGUCACUCUGUUGUUUCUACUAAAUACUAACAUAUAUGUAAUGUAAUUUAAUAUAGUUCAAUACAAUCGUUAACACGCCAGGUAAAAUGCUCAGACGGCAUUUCGUCCGUCUAUACAUUCUGUGUUCAAAUGCUGCCGAGGUCGGCUUUGCCUUUCGUCCCCACGGGUCGAGAAAAUAAAUACCAGUUGGACACUGGUCGGUUUAAUCGACUUACCCCCUCCCCAGAAAUUGUUGGCCUUGUGCCAAAAUAUUUGAAUCAAUAUUACACAUACAUACAUACAAACAAACAAGUACCCUUACACAUACAUUAAUACAUUACAGAGCUGGUCUACCUACAUACAUACACAUAUAUACAAAUACGGUAUAUUUAUACACACACAUACAUAACUAUGUAUGUGUGUAUACACACACACACACACAUACAAACCAGAGAGUAUACUCUCACAUACAUGCUUACAGAAGGUACGCACAUACACACACGACACCAUACCACGUGACUCCAAUCGCUGAAGCUGUUAAUGAAACUCUGGAAGAGAACGUUGCCUUUUAAUUUGGAAGCCUUAUCCAAGCUAAAUAUCUAUAUCCAUAUAUAUACACUCGACAUAUAUAUAAUGUACAAGCAUAUACACACAUGUAUAAACCAUUGUUCAUAGACAAACUGUUUUGGUUGGCGAGAGGGCAGCAAUAAACAGGAGCCAAAAUAAUAAUAUUGUUAUUCUUGGUUCGUGGAUUUCUUCUUUCAGUUUUGCCUUUCAACACAAUGCACGCAGCAAUUGAUAGUACGACAACAAUUAGAUCGAUAAAGGACGAGUCUGUGUUUUUUGGCGGGGUUUUGUACAACAGAAAUAGCUGUGGUGGUGUUGCUGGGUCCGUCUGUAGUCAUGUCCUUUUCUCGGAAUCUUGUUGCUGUAAACCAAGUCAGAUCGGAUGCAAGUUGGAGGCCCUCUACUUUGAUUUUACGGGGUCGGUUCUCGAUGAUCCUUUGCAUGACACACGACUGAGAAGCAUGGAGGAAUUUCGUGAAAAUGGUAUCGACUGUUCCUUAAAAGAUGUCCUGAACACACCAGAGAGAGAUAAUGGUCGAGCAACGGUCGCGAUACCCACCGACAGAAAAGGGAUUUCCGUGCCCCACAAUCGGUCUGCGACGACCAGAUGUUCUAAUCCCUUGGAUAAUCACAGAAGCAGCGGUAUUGGCACGAAGAACAUGAACCAUAUCAAUGGUAACACUCAACUUUCUUUACUGGAAACUUCGUUGUCUUUGGAGAAAAUGAAACUGGAGGAAACUUGGAACAUUUACCAAAAUAACAUAAGCAACAACAAUAACUGUAUCGACAUAGAUUCUCCUCCACACAUCCGAUACACAGAAACGAAGGAUUUUCCCAACCAUUUUAUACCAAUCUCGGCCAGCUGCACGCCUCUGGAAACCUACAUAAAUUUCAAGGAACAGAGGAAGAAGAAAAAAUCUUUAAAGAACAAUUUCUGCGUGUUUUGCAAGAACAACGGUGAAAAUGCUGUCUUGUAUUCCGGUCAUGUUCUUAAAGACGAAUUAGGCCGGGUCAGCUGUCCGGUCCUUCGUAGUUACACGUGUCCACUUUGUGGUUCGAGUGGUGACCGAGCUCACACAGUGCGUUACUGUCCGGUCGGUGCCUAUUCAGCUGUUUGCACAACAAAUUCUAUGGGUACCAGAACCGUUAAUGGCCCUUCUACGUCGCCUGCGGAUAGCAACAAAUAUCUCAAUAGCAACCACUACAACUAACAAGCAAAGAUGUUUUUCAGCAGACAAAAAUGGAAAUAGCAGGGAGCUCCAAUUCCGUUUGUAAUUGAGGUAAAGAGAACCUUAAAUUUAAAAAGAAAACAAAAAGGUAUAGUCUAAAUAUGUCCCCUCCUUCAACCAUCUUCAGUUUUUGUCUCCUAUAUUUUAAAAAGGUUUUUAAAGGGAUUUUUAUGACCAUUUCAUCCCUAUUCUGUUUUAUAUUUCACAAUGCAUCAAGGACCCGCCUUGUAUGAAAUAUUUUUCAGUUUCCUUAAAGAGAAAAUCAUACACCUUUUUGCUAUGGUUAAACUCUUGUCGAACGAUGUUUCGAAUCCCUGGCGGAACUAUUCUCGCUAAGCAAUAGCGGGUCCUUACAAAAAGCAAGAAUUUCACUUUAUUUCCAUCUCUUAAAAAAAAAAAAUGAAAAAUCAAGAUUCAUUGCUUAUUUAAAAAGGAAUUAAUAUAUAUUCUUAAAAAAAAAAAAAACUUGAUUUUAAAUAUGUUUUUAGUUGGUUUAAUUUUUGACAAAUUGAAAGACAAGGAAUUUUUAAACCAAAACUGAAAAAAAAAAUUCAAAAGAAAAUAUAUUUAAUAAUUUUUCUUUUUAUAUUUUAUAAUUUUAUUUUACAUAUUCGAAAGAGAAGAGACAAUUGUAUGUUUGUAAAGUAAAAUACCAUAUUUGUGGUAUUUUAAUUACCUUGUAGAAUCUAAAAUAUAUAAUUAGCCAAAUUGACAACACAAACUUUAUUACAAACACAAAAUGACAAAUUGAUUCAUUUAAUGUUACUUAGAAUUAAGUCUUUGCGGUUGACAGAAUACAAUAUUUCCGUUUGAAUGUAGAGUGGGAACUGGUACGAAUUGUUAAAAUAAAAGCCUAAAAUAAUAGA